Tigriopus californicus is the source of this 1988-nucleotide messenger RNA. RefSeq names its product extracellular serine/threonine protein CG31145-like. Gene Ontology annotation, molecular function: protein serine/threonine kinase activity. The record is from RefSeq and is a predicted model, not a curated record. Gene Ontology annotation, cellular component: Golgi apparatus. Gene Ontology annotation, biological process: protein phosphorylation. The coding region runs from base 236 to 1822 and encodes 528 amino acids. Lineage: Eukaryota; Metazoa; Arthropoda; Copepoda; Harpacticoida; Harpacticidae. The transcript is spliced from 9 exons.
GAUGAAGUUCGAGGAUGAGAGACGCCUGUUGCUCGAACUCGUUUUCAGUGCAGUGAUGAACGCCAACGAGUGAUUAUUACUAGGAGUGAGCAAUGCACAUGGCCGAAUCAUAAAAACUGCUCUAAGCUCUCUGAAUGCUUGGAACGAACACACUGAGGGAUCAAGUUCAACUUGAUUGGGAUUUUCACAAUGUGAGGGUUACGAGGGGAUCACCAACGACUUCGACGUGGGAGCAAUGAAGCUGAAGGAGAGGAUUAUUAUGGCAGCACUAGGCUUCAGUGUUGCCCUGGUGUUAAUUUCCGUCGUUGAAGUGGCAAACCUGCAGAGAUUACCGAUUGACCCCCAAGUGACCAAACCGUCUCAAAUCCAUGGUGUGAUCAAAACAUCGAGUCAAAACGACGCCAAAGAUGCCCCGUUUCAACAAAGAAACCUCCAAAAGACAUCCAUGCAGAGUGGAGACGCCAGUGUUGCCAAUGAUGACAAGUCAUCACCAACUGGAAGCCUUUCCAGGCUGAAACCUGGACCCAGUUCCGUGGUACCUUCAACUAAACCUAAUCCGUAUGCCGAUGAUGGUUUCAGUGAUAUAUUUGAGGCCCUCUCCAAAGUCAUCACAGCCCAAGCGCCUUGGAAAAACAUCCUAAACAAUUUUAAACGAGAUCAGCACAAGAAACCAACGAGUAUAGCUGAUAUGAGUUUCUCUCAGUUACUUCCCAAUUCAACCCUGUGGGAACAAUUUCAACUUGGAAUCACGAACAAGUAUGUUUAUCCGGAAGAUGGAGCUGUGGUGAACAAGCUACUGAGUACCAUGAACACUUUGAAAGUGAUCAGUUUGGAACAAAAGGAGGGUGGAACUCAGUUCAAACUCAUCCUUGACUUUGAAGACGGUGGUCAAGCUCUCUUCAAGCCAAUGAGAUUUCCUCGUGGGCAGGAAACCUUACCGAACCAUUUUUACUUCACGGACUUUGAGCGGCACAAUGCUGAAAUUGCUGCUUUCCACUUGGAUCGUCUCUUGGGAUUCCGUCGUGCCGUUCCAGUGGUUGGGCGUCGGUUCAACAUCACCUCGGAAAUCUAUGAACUUGCCGAGCAAGACCUUUUGAAGACCUUUUUCAUUAGUCCUGCUGGAAAUGUGUGUUUUCAUGGCAAAUGUAGCUAUUAUUGUGAUACCAGUCAUGCCAUCUGCGGAAAUCCUGACAUGCUGGAGGCCAGUUUGGCCGCUUUUCUUCCACCCAAGGCAAUAGCUCCUCGGAAAACUUGGCGUCAUCCGUGGAGACGCUCUUACCACAAACGUCGGAAAGCCAAUUGGGAGACGGAUGAUGAAUAUUGUGACAUUGUCAGAGAAGUCAAGCCUUACGACAAAGGCCGAAGGCUCUUGGACCUGAUGGAUAUGUCUGUGUUCGACUUUCUCAUGGGAAAUAUGGACCGCCAUCAUUAUGAGACCAUCAAGUUGUUUGGUAACCGCACAUACCCUCUUCAUUUGGAUCAUGGACGAGGUUUUGGCAAGGCCAACCAUGACGAGACCUCGAUUUUGGCUCCCUUGUAUCAAUGCUGCAUGAUUCGGUCCUCCACAUUGUCCUCCUUAUAUCGAUUCCAUUCGGGAUCUGUUCCACUCUCCAAACUCAUGGAAGAGGCUCUGGAUCAGGAUCCGUUGAAGCCAAUUCUUCUCAAACCUCAUUUAUUGGCCUUAGAUCGUCGAGUUGGGAUGAUACUUCAGGUGGUGAGAAGCUGCUUAGAAGGAGCUGAGAAGAUCUCAGAUGUGAUAUUUUCUCAUGAUGACCUGUAUUCAAGUGGGAACGAAGGCAUUGAGGACAAAAUGUGGAGCUAACGUGGAGCGAUCUCUAGUCCCAUCAUGUGUGAUCAGGGCAGGAAACCAAAUAUUGAUGGUCCGACCUUCAGCACGACAAAAAGUCAUCUUCACUUCAAAGCAUCGUCAUGACUGUGAUAUUCAAAUAUAUGGAUCAAAAAUAUAAGCGAAAGUCGAUCUACUACAA